ACGCUACAAAUCAAGUUCGUCCAAUGUUUACGUCGCGUGCGCUAAUGCAGCACCAUGCAGGAGGUGUUUUAGAAAAGUUAAGGUCAGUAAAUCAAGUGCUCCGACUUGCUUCAUCUUUCGAUAAGUGUGAUGUGUCUUUUCGGGAAAAAUGUGCGUGCGGUGUUUUAUCAGACUGCUGGUCUUAAGUGUUAUUAUAAUCUCCAGGAAUCAAGCAUGCAGUCACUGUACAUCGAAACAUCUCGCUUCAGCGAACCCGAAAUACGCUUUGAGUUCCAAGUCGAUGCCCGGAAAAGAUCUUGGCGUGAGCUAUCAGAAGAAGUACGCAGAUAAUGGAAAGUAUCUGACCGGUAGUAAAUCACCUUAUGCCAAACUCAGCAGAGUUAACUCCGACCUGGAUUAUGAGCACGACGAUUUGCGAGGAAUGCGACGAGAAAGUGUUGUGGGACGCAAAAGGAGCUCAACUGAGUGGAGUGGAUACGGUUCGAACGAGGCUCAUUAUGACUCAUUUUCCAGUGCGAAAAAAUUGCAGAAAAGUCGUUCUGGUGGUGAUUCUGGGAUUGGUAUAGAUAAGAUUCGUUCCUACCUCCUGGAGCAACAAAAAAAUCGUUUGGGGCCCGUGUCCGUUGAAACCAGUCGAGAAAAGACCAGUCCAUACGUUGGGGCGGAUCGAAAUAGAGACCAUUCCUACUGGGAAACAUCUCGCUCUCGCACUGAAGCAAACCCGGACAGGAUUGCCUCCAAUUUGGAACCGGUUAAGGUUGGUCAAAAAAAGAGUGGAUAUGGAACCGUCGAUCAAAUGGGUAGUCGGACACAGAUGAGUAAAGACAAGAAUUUCAAAAUCACAUUUGCCGAUUCUGAAGAGUACCAGCCUCCGGUAAAAAAUAAGCAGUAUCAAAAUGGUUUUGAUCAGGGGUUGGGUCAGAAAAAGUAUCGAAUAUCGGAAGGGUCGGAUGAGCAGGAUGAGAAUAUAUUGCAAACGCUGGGCGAGAAGGAAUAUAAAGGCUACAGGAAAUCGGAUGUCAUGGAGAAAGGCACUCUUGGUAAGUCAUCUCGCCAAUAUGAAUCCAAACAAAGGCAAUUAGAAGCAGAACUCAGCAAAGAAUUGAAUUAUAGAAAGAGUUUAGUCGAUGAGCCCAUCGAGAGAGAAGACACCUUUGAGGAUAAUAUACUAGGAGCGAUUCCUAAGAAAUCUACGGCUGUACCUCUAGAAGAUGUAGAUGAUUAUUUAACCGACUCGGAGGCCGAAAACAUUUUAGACAAUUUAGAAUACGAUCCGCACGAUGUGAGGAGUCCAAACGAACAUUUGCCAGUUCGAGAAUCCAAAGGGAGCAGUGAAAUAAAUUACAGAGACUUCCUGCAGCAAGUCGAGAAAGUUUACAAGAUUUUGAGAAAUUCAGUCGCACGUGAAGCCAAAAAUUCGGACGACCCUGAUCCCUACAUUUCGAGCCCGGGGAACAGAGUCAACCUCCCCUACUCGAAGGACCAACUGGAAACUCAAAGUCUGCAGAGCUCAGUGUCCAAACGUCCUACCGGUGACAAAAGACGGGGAAAUUAUUAUGAUUAUGAAUUAGAGGAAUACCCUGAUAAGCCAAAGAAACUAGGAUCGGACUGGGAGGCAGGAUCAGGAUCUGAUUUCAGGAAACAAGGUGACAUCCGGAAUUCCAGGCCCUAUCCCGAAAGUUAUUACUCGAACCCGGAAACAGACACAGACUUGAGAUACACCAAUAGCAACUAUCGAAAAUCUGAAGUUAGUCGUGAGCCGCCUGUGAUCAAAAGCUCAAAGCGCAGACCGGUAGCUCAGGAAUACUCGAGGCCCAGGGCAGAAUACAGUUCUCAACGGAGUCCCAAGUAUAGUACAAACCCCGAAUCCCUACAGGCAACAGGUUUGUCACGCCAAGUUGCCACGGGGAAAGAGUAUUCAGAAUCGGACUAUCCGGAACAUACCAGGAGGGGAUAUCCGCACCAGGACAACUUAGCUUCUCCGAGAUGCAAAUUUGAGGACUUGAACCCUUCGAAGGAGGCUGUUUCCGACGAGGAGGACCGAAAUAUUCAGUUCCGGAGUUCUCAGCGGAAGUCUGGCAACAAAGCAGGCACUUAUGACCUCGGCGCCACCGGAAACCAAAACAUCAACAAGAACGUAAACGCCGCCAGACAAGACCAAAACAUCGCUGAAGAAAGCUUGAAACCGGCGAUGUACGAAGGCCAGCUUAAUGAAAUGACCGAGCCGACACGCGUGGGGAAUUCAAAGCAGGACCGAAAUUCACCAGACUCGAAUACGAAAUCUGAAAAUGUAUAUGGCAUCACAGGCAGCAAAUCACCUGUUGAUGCCACGAGUAACAUACAUUCAGAACCUAAUGAAAAAAUGUCGUAUAGUCCAACUGAUAAAAAAGCAACGGGGGAAACAUUAAAUCAAGGGGACUACUCUCAAACUGCGUCAGAUAUUACCGCGCACCCCCGCAUUUCAUCGAAUCUUGAUGAUUCGAAAUUAACAGAAAUUCAAAGCUCUCUCAAAGCGGAUUGGGAGGAAAUUACGGGUGAAGCUCAGUGCAAAACAGGAACGUGUGCGAAGUCCAAAGCGGUUGUCACCCCUGAUCAAUUCCAAGACGGAAAAACGGAAAAAAAUGAGACUGAAGGAGAAAGCGAGACUGGUGCUUCUGAUAAAGCAGGAUGUGGUGACCUUUUCCGCUGCCUGGCGGAAAUGGGUCAGACGUGGAUCACGCAGAACAAACCGGAAACGGAAACGAAAGCGACGGAUGAAGUUGGUGCUGUUAAGCGUGUUUUGCAGACAAGCCCAGUCAUAGGAACCAGAAAUGAAGCCCCGAAUAGUCAUGGUUUUGCACGGGAUGCUGCCAGCGGUGGGACCAGCGAUGUCAGUUUAAUCGGAAGUCCAAAUGCUGCGAAAGCAUCUGCUUCGAACUACGUUCAGGAUCAUCCUUUUUACGAAUUAGUCACCAGUAUUAUAGACGCAGCACAAGAAGCGACUAAACGACGUCUUGUGGAAGAAAAGCGUGCCAAGUUGACGUAUCAUCCUGAGAAGACGGUCCAGGCUCCACAUGUCCCGACCGAAAGUCAGAGACCGCCAGAAUUUCCGAGUGCGGCUCAAAAAGUUGGCGUAGGGAUGAAACUUGCCAGUGCGCCGGGAAAUAAAAAAUCAGUGGGAAAGUCGAUUCCCUCGGUCGGGAGUGGGAAGGGGGCUACCUCCGAAAAACGAAUGAUCGGGAACGGGAAAACGAAAAACAUCAUCGGAAAUCCUAAACUCGGCAAGUCUGGGGCUGUCGGAAAUGAUUUCUGGAGCAAGCUGAAGAUGUCUGUACCGCAAAAAAGUUCAAACGUGGCACAGGGAAAGAAAUCAGUGAAACCGGAAAUCACCGGCAAAGCUAAGAGUGUCGGUAGCUCUGGACCGAGUAAGGACACGGGGCCGUCAUCGAAAAGCGACAAAAAUGUGGGGAAAGUUGGAGCUGUAAGAAAAGUUACUUUUACACCGGUGAGCCUAAAAGCACCGGUUACCCAAGUUACAGCUGCCCCAACUUCCAGUCCAAAAGUCGAGCAGAAAAGUCAAGCCGAUUCUAACGCCCAAAGUCAGAGGAAUGACCCUAAAACUGUCGGAGUGCCAUCGAAGAGUCGAAGUCCUGUGUCAAAAGUACAGAAUGCGUCUCCCACCACGUCAUCUUCGGGCUCUAACGUCAAACGAUACCCUGCUAGCGGAUGAAUGCAACAAGCAAAUCAUCUCAGAAGAUAGGCGAUACAACGGAAAGUGUGGUCUACGAACAAGCUAAGCAAGUACCCAGACAAGUAUAAGGAGUUUGCAUCAAUGCGCCGACGAGGUUGUUCUUUAUCAUUUGGAGAAAAUAUCGUUAUUCGCCGCCGAUUAUAUCGGUAAAUGUACUUUACAGUAAGUUUGCAACAAGAUGUCGAAGCAAGUUUGCAGCAAGGUGGUGUAUCAAACUCACUAAAUAUUAUCGUAAGCUUACUGCACCCUUGCUAUAAAAUUCUUAUUCGAAACUAUUCUUUAUGUAAUGGUAAGCUAGCAGCAAGAAUUAAUUUGCCUGGGGCAAACCAAAAAUUACCUUGUUUUACAGCUGAAAAUUGAGCUUAGAAAUUCUUUGCAUCCAGCCUCAAACAUUAUCGGAGUAAAAAUUGUAUCGAUGUCUUAUUGGAAGUUUGACGUUGGCUGCUUGUCAAACAUAAAUCCAACUAUCUUUCUGCAAGAGCAAGGAAAAUUGUCCCGCUUUUCGUAAAAUUGCAGAAAACUUGCAGCAAACUAACGAUUGCAAACUUAUUCGCCAAGCUGUUUGAAAUAUUCUAACAAGAUUCAUUUUUGUUCAGCAAACUCUCUGCAAGUUUUAUGUACCUACCUACGUUGCUUAUUUUGUAAGAUUGCAAAACACUGUUAGUGAGAUUCCAAUCUAACCCUAAAAAUCGUCUCUCUCCCAAUCUUUUUAUUCUAUUGAGAAACGCAGUUUAAUGGUGAGACCUCAAUCAUACAUGAACCUAGCUGCAAGUCGGUGUGCUAACUAGGUUUCAGCAUCGUAUCUCACAGUCAUGAUUAACACAAAUUGAUAAUCACAGUGUAUUAGGACGUAGACGUUAUCGCUUUCAUAGAUAGUUUUCUAAUGCGAAGUUCCGUUUUCUAAUUUUUAUAUCAGUACAUCAAUUUCAUCGGACAAAACCGUUAUUGGGCUUUGUUCUCGCUGGUGAAAUGAAUGUAUAACCGCGAUAUGACCUCUGGAUGCAAUGCAGACCAAUCAUUGACGCUAAAAACUAUGAGCCAAAAACUAAAUAAUUAGAAACUAUGACUGCGCUCGAGAGUCUUAGCCUGCCCCUACUCUCACUGGACCCUGGGACAAUCGGUCAAAUAAACCGAUUACCAUACCACUUAGUUUAUAUUAACAUUGGAUUUUUUUUUAUCAGAAAUAACAAAUAGGACUGAAUUAAGUUAUUUUGGAUCUAUUGUCCAUAUCUUUUCUACUUUUUUAUUAAUACAUUUUGUAAAAACUUUUCA
This is a messenger RNA of Bemisia tabaci, 5002 nucleotides long. RefSeq lists its product as uncharacterized. Lineage: Eukaryota; Metazoa; Arthropoda; Insecta; Hemiptera; Aleyrodidae. The record is from RefSeq and is a predicted model, not a curated record.